Molecule: messenger RNA, 824 nt
Organism: Propithecus coquereli (Coquerel's sifaka)
Lineage: Eukaryota; Metazoa; Chordata; Mammalia; Primates; Indriidae
Gene: PTH
Product: parathyroid hormone
Exons: 3
Coding region: 118-465 (115 amino acids)
Biological process (GO): intracellular calcium ion homeostasis; cell-cell signaling
Cellular component (GO): extracellular region
Molecular function (GO): parathyroid hormone receptor binding; hormone activity
Source: RefSeq, a predicted model, not a curated record
AAUAGUCACAUUUAAGGGUCUGCAGCCCAAUUCAUCAGCUUUCUCUAGUUUACUCAAUCAACAUCGACUACUAAUACACCUGAAAGAAGAUCUUGUCCCAAGAUACUGUACGUAAAGAUGAUAUCUGCAAAAGACAUGGCUAAAGUAAUGAUUGUCAUGUUGGCAAUUUGUUUUCUUUCCAAAUCGGAUGGGAUACCUGUUAAGAAGAGAUCUGUGAGUGAAAUACAGUUUAUGCACAACCUGGGCAAACAUCUGAACUCAAUGGAGAGAGUGGAAUGGCUGCGUAAGAAACUGCAGGAUGUGCGCAAUUUUGUUGCCCUUGGAGCUCCUCUGGCUCCCAGAGAUGGUGGUUCCCAGAAGCCUCGAAAAAAGGAAGACAAUGUCCUGGUUGACAGCCAUCAAAAAAGUCUUGGAGAGGCAGACAAAGCUGAUGUGGAUGUAUUAAUUAAAGCUAAAUCCCAGUGAAAACCGAUAUGGUCAGAGCACUGCUCGAGACAGUGUAGGGCAACAAUAUUACAUGCUGCUAAUUUUUCAAAGCUCUGUUGAGAUUACCGAGUGCCAAUAUUUCUAAUAUUACCAAACUACAUGUAAUCCAUUGUUAGCCAUGAUAGCUGCAAUUUUAAUUGAUUAUUUUGAUUUCACUUUUAUUCAUUUAAGAGCUCUUUUAAUUGUCCUAUUUCUAUUGUUUAUUCUUUUUAAAGUAUGUUGUUGCAUAACUUAUAAAAGAAUAAAAUCACACCUAUAAAUCUCUCUUCCACCUUACAAUGUAAAAUAAAAAUUUGGUGAUCAUAAUUCUAAAUAAAUGAAGUUAAAUAUCUCUCACU